UUUAACCAACAUCCAGUUGCAUCCGUGUUUUCUUCAAAUUUAAUUUCAGCAUUCGUAGAGCGUAGAUUAAUCUGACGAAAUUGAACCUUAAAUAUGCCAUUAACCGCGGAGCAAGCAAUGCUCCAAGUGCAGGAGCGUCUACGGUCCCUCAAAUCGCUGAUAGUUGAAAUCGAAAACGAACGGAAGCGGAACGAGCCAAACAUCGUAACAACUAUUCGAUUGGCCAAGAUGUCGAGCGAAGAGAAGUCGCCAGCUGUGACCCACAAGUUGAAAACGCUUCACAAAAUUGGCAUUCAGGAUGCAAUCCAAGAGGAAAAUUUAAUCCGCCAAGCUCUAGCUAAGAUUCAAGACAUUCGAAACAUACGCAACGAACGUAGAAUCCAAGCGAGAAACGCCGGUAACAAGGAAACCAUCAGAAGAGGAGCGUUGAUGAAGAUGCUGCAAAUUUCAGCGCAAACAUUACCGCUGUUUGUAAGUAAACCUGGAGAAAAGAUUCCGCCUUUAUGUGGAAGCAUAACAGCAGAUAAUAGUUAUGUUGCCAAACCGGGAGACAUGGUAGCAGCUUUGGUAAAAGGUUUGGAAGACGAAGAGAAUUGGAUUUUGGCCGAAGUAGUCCAAUACAUUUCUUCAGCAAACAAAUAUGAGGUGGAUGAUAUAGACGAAGAACAAAAAGAUCGACAUAUUCUAAGCAAACGUCGUAUCGUUCCACUACCGUUGAUGAGAGCCAAUCCUGAAACUGAUGGGCAAGCACUAUUUCCAAAGGGUACGACAGUUAUGGCGCUAUAUCCUCAAACUACCUGCUUCUAUAAGGCAGUCAUAAAUCAACUUCCUCAAACGGCUAACGAAGAGUACGAAGUAUUGUUUGAAGAUCCUACUUAUGCAGACGGUUACUCGCCGCCGUUGUUUGUCGCUCAGCGUUAUGUUAUUGCCAUCAAGCAGAACAAAAAGGUCGGAGGUAGCUCCUGACAGUCCUCUCAGCAAACAACGGUCUCCACUACGAAUUCGUUUGGAUCUGGGGCAGGAACAUCAACCGCCUCAUCGGGCAGUGUGGCCAAUUUAGCAGGUUCUGCCGGGGGAAAUAUUUCUGUAUCGUCGGGAAAUUUGAUGCAGUCAAAGGAGGAAAAUUUAAUGGAUGCAUUUAUGCUGGAUGAUCAGUUCUAAAAUGUUCUCAAACCGUUUUGUCUCUAAUAGUAAAGUGGUCAACUACCUAGUAAUCUUGUCUCAAAUGUCUACAUUAAAAUAUACGUAAUUAACU
Molecule: messenger RNA, 1255 nt
Organism: Ochlerotatus camptorhynchus
Lineage: Eukaryota; Metazoa; Arthropoda; Insecta; Diptera; Culicidae
Gene: Sgf29
Product: SAGA-associated factor 29
Exons: 2
Coding region: 94-966 (290 amino acids)
Cellular component (GO): SAGA complex
Source: RefSeq, a predicted model, not a curated record